CGGUGUGUUGUGGACUCGUGGUGCUGGCUGCCGCUGUUGAGGCGGCCUGGAACGGGCUGUGGGGAGCGGGCGGAGCUGGCCCUGCUUCUGCCUGGCCAGCGCCGCAGGCGGCGCGGGCCGUGCCCGCUGCCGUCAACUGCCCGGAGCGUCUGCUGAGGCCGAGGGAGACGCCGGGGCCUGCACCUGGAGAGAGCCUGCCGUGCUGGCCCGGAGGAGGGGGCGUUGCCAUGGCGACAGCCUCUCCGGCAGCUGACGGGGGGCGGGGGCGGCCCUGGGAAGGAGGGCUGGUCUCCUGGCCCCCUGCCCCUCCCCUUUCGCUUCCCUGGACCUGGAUGGGCCCGAGCUGGGGGCAACACCCUGGGCAUUGGGGCUUUCCAGCUCUCACAGACCCUUCAGCAUCUCCAGCUGCCAGUCUUGGCAUCUUCGAAGUAAGGAGAGUUUUAGAUGCCUCUGGAUGUUCAAUGCUAGCACCUUUACAGACUGGAGCAGCUCGAUUUUCUUCAUAUUUACUUUCAAGAGCAAGAAAAGUGCUGGGCUCCCACUUAUUUUCUCCCUGUGGUGUUCCGGAGUUCUGUUCCAUAUCCACCAGAAAGCUGGCGGCCCACGGCUUUGGCGCGUCAAUGGCGGCAAUGGUGCCCUUCCCUCCCCAGAGGUAUCACUACUUUUUAGUGCUGGACUUUGAGGCCACAUGCGACAAGCCACAGAUUCAUCCUCAGAUUUUAGUAAAGCUUGUCCCGAAACUUCGAGCAUCAGCUCUCAUCUGUCAAAGUGUAAAUCAGCAAUUAAAACCCAAACAGCCAAAUGCCAAAGAUGACCCGAAGCACAAAGCAACUGACAAACAAGUCCGGACAAAUCGACGGGAAAUCAUUGAGUUCCCCAUCCUGAAGUUAAAUGGCCGAACCAUGGAAAUUGAGUCUACCUUUCACAUGUAUGUCCAGCCUGUAGUCCACCCACAGCUUACCCCCUUCUGUACAGAGCUCACCGGGAUCAUUCAAGCCAUGGUGGAUGGCCAGCCAAGCCUGCAGCAAGUGCUAGAGAGGGUCGAUGAGUGGAUGGCGAAGGAAGGCCUCUUAGAUCCAAACGUCAAGUCAAUCUUUGUUACCUGUGGAGACUGGGACUUGAAAGUCAUGCUUCCAGGCCAGUGCCAUUAUUUAGGCUUGCCAGUGGCGGAUUACUUCAAGCAGUGGAUUAAUCUUAAAAAGGCUUACAGCUUCGCCAUGGGCUGCUGGCCCAAGAAUGGACUACUAGACAUGAACAAGGGUCUCAGCCUGCAACACAUAGGCCGGCCCCACAGCGGCAUUGGUCAGUUCCUCCACAAAUCCCCCUGGCAGCUCGAUGACUGCAAGAACAUUGCCAACAUCAUGAAGACAUUGGCAUACCGAGGCUUCAUCUUCAAGCAGACAUCAAAGCCCUUCUGAUUGGCAGAGGAUAGGAUGGGGCAGGGCAGGGUAGCUGCUUGGCCCAAAUCAGAAUCCUCCUCUCCCUCACUAGAGGGAAAAGGGAGAGUGGCAUAACUCUGCACCCAGAGUGUCCCCCAGCUGCCCUACGGGCUUGUGCCCUGUAUGAGGGCUUGGCCACUUGGCCCCUCUGGAGCAGACACUUUGUGCCCCAACCCACUCCCAUUCCUCAGUCUCAGCCCAGUAUUAGCCCCUGCCAUUAUGGGCCUAGGCUAGGGGGAACCCAGGUACUCAACUGCCUUCUCCCUGGUACACAGGCUUCUGCUGGGGGCCACCAAGCCCUUCCUGAGCCCCUCCCAUCCAUAGUGCAUGGUGUGUGGUGCCCCCAGGGCUCCAGGACAGAUCAGGCCCCAUCUUGUGUCCACCCCCACCCCCACCCCCGCUGUGAACGUGCCACUUGAAUAAAGUCGGGGAAACAAGG
This is a messenger RNA of Mastomys coucha (southern multimammate mouse), 1878 nucleotides long. RefSeq names its product ERI1 exoribonuclease family member 3 (gene Eri3). Bases 228 to 1418 code for a protein of 396 amino acids. NCBI's taxonomy places the organism in Eukaryota, Metazoa, Chordata, Mammalia, Rodentia, Muridae. The record is from RefSeq and is a predicted model, not a curated record. Gene Ontology annotation, biological process: exonucleolytic trimming to generate mature 3'-end of 5.8S rRNA from tricistronic rRNA transcript (SSU-rRNA, 5.8S rRNA, LSU-rRNA). Gene Ontology annotation, molecular function: 3'-5'-RNA exonuclease activity; nucleic acid binding. The transcript has 11 exons.